AUGUACACUUAUAUGGAAUAUCUUCAAAAAUGUUUUUAUAAAUCAACGAACUGGAAUGAAGAUAACAUAUUCUCAAACAUAAAUGCAACUUCUCAAGCUAUAUUAGACUUUCCCAUACCCAAUGGAUUAAAAAUAGAUACAUCAUCAAAGACUUCAGAUUAUUCUGCAUCAAGUUUCACAUUAUCAAAUUUUCAUCAAAUUAAUGGGUCAUUGGCAUAUUUAUACUCGCUGAAUCCUUUAACUAAUACAAUGGGAUCGAAAGAUGUUUCAUUACAAGAUGCAAUAGCUGGGUUUAGAAUUAUCGAGCCAAUGCUAGUAUUACGAAGACAACAGCAAAAGAUUAAACAACCAAAACUUAACAAUAAACACCUGCUACUAUAUGGUAGAAUGUAUUUUCCUGGAUCAGCAUUGGAAGCAAUGGUUAUUAAAAGAUUAAAUGAAAACACACAAUUGUUGAUCAAAUGUGUGAACCAUCCAUAUUUGGAAAAAAACGGUACUAUGAUAAUAUAUUUACAAAAUAAUCAUGUGAAAUACUCAAGAGAAAUAAUUUAUUCAACUAAUGAAUCAUUAAUUGGAGUAAGAUUUCUAUAUAAUUUAGGAAAUACUAUAGCAAAAAAUAUAAAUCCUAAUCUUAUACCAAAAUUUGAUAAUUCUGUAAUUUCAAUUGGUACUGAAGUUUGGUAUGCAGCAAGAACACUAAGUCCAGGUUUAUCAACAGCUUUACGAUAUUCAACUAGAUCAACAUCAACAGGAAAACCAUUAACAAUGACAUUAGCAAUAAAUCCAAUAUUGGGACAUGUAUCUUCUACCUACACAGUAAAAACUUCAGUUGCUUCAACUUUUUGUUCCAAAUAUGACUUCAAUUUUUUCUCCUAUGCAAGUAACUUAUCCUUGGGGUUUGAAUUAUUUAGUUAUUCCAAAAAGCGAUUAUUACAACAGCAACAAUUUCAACAACAAAAUCCUCCAACGACCUACAUCGAUGAGCAGGUAGUAUCGACUCAUGAUCAUAUCAAAAGACAACCAAGUAAAUAUAAAACCAAAACUUUCAAAAAUGGAAAAAGUGGAAAUACGAUAGUAGAAGAAAAAUACCCAUCAGAUCAUUCAUCGAACUCAUUGAAAUCAUCUGCAUCUAAAAAUAGACCAGUAUCAACUGCGUUCCAAAAUCUAGUUAAUGAAAGUGAUUUUUCAAGUGUGAUCAAGGUAUCAACAUCUUUAAAAGAUAAAACUAUAAAAUUAUUAUGGGAAGGAAGAGUUAAAGAAUUUCUCGUUAGCACUGGUGCUAGAGUAUCUAUUAAUCCUAUAACGAAAGUACCUGAAUUUAACAAAUUGGGAAUUAAUUUCGCGUAUUCGUUUUAG
This is a messenger RNA of Lodderomyces pseudojiufengensis, 1356 nucleotides long. It is a transcript of the gene MDM10, whose product is annotated as Mdm10p. The record is from RefSeq and is a predicted model, not a curated record. Gene Ontology annotation, biological process: phospholipid transport; mitochondrial outer membrane translocase complex assembly; establishment of mitochondrion localization. Bases 1 to 1356 code for a protein of 451 amino acids. NCBI's taxonomy places the organism in Eukaryota, Fungi, Ascomycota, Pichiomycetes, Serinales, Debaryomycetaceae. The transcript has a single exon. Gene Ontology annotation, cellular component: SAM complex; ERMES complex.